Messenger RNA from Entrophospora sp. SA101, 1716 nucleotides. NCBI's taxonomy places the organism in Eukaryota, Fungi, Glomeromycota, Glomeromycetes, Entrophosporales, Entrophosporaceae. The record is from the annotation of a GenBank genome assembly.
AUGUCUCAAAUCAAUGUUUCGGACAUAUUACCUUUAUUGUCCUUGAUCGCCAUUCUCAUGUGGUUUUCUAUUAGUUCUAUCAAGAAUUAUUUUAAUGGGGAUUUAACCACCCGUGACGCUAAUAUCUUAAAUUUCAUCAGGCAACGAUUUACCGAAGAAAACAUCUUAUAUGAUUCUAAGCUCACUGAAGGACUUGCUAAACUGAACGCCGAACUUAAUGCACGUGAUGCUAACUUCACUGCGGAGGCGCAGAGAAUCUUGUCGUUGAUUAAUUCUUUUACCACGAGACUUGAUGAAAUUGAACAAGUUCUUGAACGCUACAAUAAUCACUUCGGUAGAAUUUCAUCCGAAUUUGAUUCAAUUAAUGAAUCUAUCGAAUCUAUCACAACAUUCCAAAACCCAUUAAUCAACGUCAUGCAAUCAUCCAAAGAAUCGAACAAGAUCAGCAAAGUGAAACGAACCUAUCUGAAGAUUCUUCCAAUUCACACAAUUCCUCUAUUAAUUCUUAUUCUCCUAAUUCCUCUGCUAGUUCUUCAGGAUCAAAGCCAGCGAUCAUUUUCAGGAAUUACAUUAACUAUCUGGACUCGCUUUAAACAGAUCUUCGAUAGGGAAAUGGCUCAGAGAAGAUAUACUUUUGACGAAAUGUGUUAUUCCGUAGCCAUGCGCAUUCAACCAUUAGAUAUUCUUUGUGGUGCGUCUGCAGUUUACCUAACAAUAGAAAACGACACUUUACCUCCUCUCGAGAAUGUAAGAGAUAUAGUAGAUCGUGCAGUGAAUUCGUCCUUAUUAAAAAUAGAAGAAAAUGAACGAAAAACAAAAGUCUUGGAAGUAUUAUCUCAAGUUAGUGGAUAUAUUAGCGUUCGGGGUUUGAAAGCAUUCAAUGUGUUAAAUAUGGAAAGAGAACUUCCUCUGGAUUACACUCGUGAGAAGAUUGAAGAGAAUAUUAUUAAUUUAAAAUACAAGCUUGAGCAUCCUAGAUCGGAAGUUGAUAUAAAUCUUUACGGUUCGCUCAGGCAAGCUCUCGAAAAUAUAAAUUCUUCAGAACUUACAUGGCGGGACCCCGAAGCGAGUAUGGUUCUUAGCAAUGAUUCGGAUAUAGUAAAAAACUUGCAACCUAGACAGAAGAAUGUUUUCUUGGAACCGCGAGAAAAUAUGAAAUGUAUUAUUCCUGAAUCGAUCAAAGCAAAAUGUAAUGAAUUUGUGAGUGGCUUUAAUAAUUCGAAUACAUUACACGAUACGAGAAAUAUUUUUCACGACAAAAGUUGGAAAGAAAGUGAGAGUAAGUUGAUGGAAAUUACCGGGCAUAUUCUUAGUACACUUGGUGAGAUAUGGAGUAACCCUGCAUUCAUGAGUAGCGUAUCACGUAGUGAACAGAGUGAAGGAACAUACAUUUCGGACAUUAUAAUGCCUUUGCUUCGAUCAAGUUUGGGAGACCUUCUCAACGGUAGUAUCUGUUUAAGUCCAGAUGAUUUUCCGGAAGUUGAGUUAAGUGAAUCUACCAUAACUCCUAUCCCUUCUGCUCAUAUCUCUAAAUCUUCAGGUCUAGGCGAUUUGCCAAAAACUCAGGGGUUUAACUCAGAUUUCUCUGACAAUGAUGAGGUAAAUAAUUGGAGUGCAACGUACUCUGAUAACGAUGAUGAGGCAGGGUAUUAUUGGAAUCCGAGUACUGGAAAGAAAAUUUAUAAAGAAUCUAUGGAAUUGACAUGCUCUGCAUGA